Messenger RNA from Lecanosticta acicola, 738 nucleotides. Lineage: Eukaryota; Fungi; Ascomycota; Dothideomycetes; Mycosphaerellales; Mycosphaerellaceae. The record is from the annotation of a GenBank genome assembly.
AUGGUCUCGAAAGCAAUCGCCAUCGUCGCAGGAGUGGGUCCAGGCACGGGUGCCUCUGUCGCGCGCCGUUUCGCCAAAGCAUACCCCGUCGUCCUCCUCGCCCGCAACCCAGAUAACUACGAAUCCCUCGUGAAAGAAAUCAACAGUAGCGGCGGCAAAGCCAUCGGCAUCUCCACCGAUGUCUCCUCCCCGGACAGCAUCAAAAACGCCAUGUCGCAGGUCAACAAGGAAUUCGGAGACGUCCCCGCCGCAGCAGCAAUCUUCAAUGCCUCCGGACGCUUCGCGAGGAAACCGCUCCUCGAAAUGACCCUCGACGAAUUCCAAGGCGGCCACGAAGUCUCCGUCAAGGGAGCCUUCCUCUUCUCCCAAGCCGUGCUUCCCCUCCUCCUGAAACACGUCCCCAGUGGAGAGCACCCACCCACGCUCAUCUUCACCGGCGCCACGGCCUCCGUCAAAGCCAACGCGCUCAUGUCCGGCUUCGCGUCGGCCAAAUUCGCCCUGCGAGCUCUGAGCACGAGUAUCGCCAAGGAAUUCGCUCCCAAAGGCGUCCAUGUUGCGCAUGCCGUUAUUGAUGGGGUUAUUGAUAUUCCGAGGACGAAGGAAUGGUUGAAAGAUCAGCCUCCGGAGGCGAAGAUUGAGGCGGAUGGGAUUGCGGAGGCUUAUUGGAAUUUGCAUCAGCAGAGUAAGCGGUGUUUCACGAAUGAGAUUGAUAUCAGGCCCAUGAUGGAGAAGUGGUAG